CUUGGAUCACUGGCCUUAUAGUUGAGAGACACAGCCAUGUUGUUCUUGAUUGCUUGUGGGGCGCUGUUCGCUGGGGUGUCCGCUCAAAUUGAUCUGCGCCCGUACAAUCUUAGUGCUGCUAUUAUGUUUGUCAACAACGACUUAAACAACGACGGUUUUUUAACUGCGCACGAGUUCGAUCAGGUUUUCGUCGUGUACGACUUUAAUGAUGACAAGAUCAUCGAGCGCCACGAAUAUGUCUGUUACAUUACGCGGGCAAACCCUUUGAUGGGUCACUUGGCGCAAGCCCUCUACGACGAAUACGACAACAACAACGAUCACAAACUAGAGGUCGCCGAUUACGAUGCUUUCUAUAAAAAGAUGGACGAAGACGGUGACAACAUUGUGACCGACCUGGAAUUCGUCCGUUACUGGGAAGCGUUGUUCCUGAAGACGGAAGCGUAUUCCCUCAAAGGACAGAGUCACGCCACGCACACCGAUAAAUACUGUCUCAAUCACGGACAUGCGCACGGAUAAAAGCGCCGACGCAUAUGGAUAAAAGCAAAAAGGCAAGACGGUUAACAGGAAAGGGGAGACAAAUCUUGAACUAUUGCACCUUUUAAAACCAUCUGGUCAUACGUAAAUAAAGCCAGUAAAACGACUGAUAUUAUGUUGUAAACGUAUGCAUUUUAUUUGACUGGAGUUUAACGCCGUA
Molecule: messenger RNA, 694 nt
Organism: Liolophura sinensis
Lineage: Eukaryota; Metazoa; Mollusca; Polyplacophora; Chitonida; Chitonidae
Exons: 6
Coding region: 37-516 (159 amino acids)
Molecular function (GO): calcium ion binding
Source: RefSeq, a predicted model, not a curated record